Molecule: messenger RNA, 703 nt
Organism: Pseudovirgaria hyperparasitica
Lineage: Eukaryota; Fungi; Ascomycota; Dothideomycetes; Acrospermales; Acrospermaceae
Exons: 2
Source: RefSeq, a predicted model, not a curated record
UGUGGGGCCUGAGCCUUUUCAGACUGUCUCUUCCGGACAUCAGUCUUUUCGAAACUUAGUGUUUAAAGCACUCUUAGUUGUACUUACGCCCGGCAGAAUUCUGGAGGGUACUGAAUUUCUAGUGUCCGCCUUGAUAGCAAGAUGCAGUCGCAAACGCCUCUCGAACCAUUGUCAGCGACUUCCCUAGGAGCAGAAACAGAGUUUGAAGUCUUCUCAGAUGACCCCUAUGCUAUCUACAUACCCCAGCAGCUCAAUUAUUCCGGGUUGCCUUCUAGGACUUCGAACCAGGUCUGUGGCUCCUACUACCCAGAUAUCGAUUGGACAAGUCAAAUUAGCGGUGAGCCAGCGACAAGCGUUCAAUUCAAUGUGGAUUGGAAUAUGCCCUUGGCCAAUUACCCGCCAGCAUCUCAUUCAGUCACAGUACAGACACACCAUCGACGGCAGAGACCGAGUACUAGCUACGUCUGCGAGAUACCUAUGGAGACACGUACUGGCUGGUCGCCGUGUUCUAAGCAGUUUCGGAAGGAGAAUCGCUAUCUACAACACUUCGGGUCACACCUGGUGCCAAGUAGAAAUAGUCUCUACCUGCCAUGGCUUGUGCUUGACAACGACGAAAUUCAGGAAAUGGGUGAUGCAGACAUUGUGGCGUUUGUGGAGAGCCUUCGGUCGGACAUGUUGAGCGCAAAGCAAUGGAAUAAAUUUA